AUGCCGUUCGAGUUGGACCGGAAAAUCUGUCCUCAAUGUCUCCGAUCAUUCGAGCGUCGUGACAGCUUACUUCGCCACAUGCGUGUUCACAAUGAGCACCGGAUCCUGAAAAGAAGGAAGAGAACAGCUUGUCUGAGCUGCAGCAAAUCCAAAAUCAAGUGCACUGGCGAGCAGCCAUCUUGCAGAUCCUGCUCCAAACGUCAGAUCCCUUGUGUCUAUGGAGCCAACAACGGCCCUCCUUUUGCAGCGCAACAAAAACUAGACGCCAGCGAGGACUCGUUGAUUGGAUCUGAGCAGCAAAGACCACAGGCGCAUGUUCCAUCUGCCCAGCCUGUUAUUGUGCAGCCCUCUCGCGAGUCGCUGGAUCGCCAAAAUGAGUCACUCCCAGACGCCAGCCUUGUACUUGACGAUGUGCUGGUGGCAAAGUCGGUUGAUAACGCGCUUCCUACUGAUAAUGUGAUGGCCAGCAUGCCUGGGGUAUUUGAGAGUGGCUUUGGCAAUCUCUUCGACGCCACUGAUUUCCACUCCAACCUCGAUUGGCUGUUCGAGACUAUGUCCGGCGACGACUCCGCCGGAGUGGCAGAUUUUUACAUGCCCAACGACGUUGUCAACAAUUUCAACCAGACGCAGGUACCAGAUGACAGGUCUCCGGCUUCACCAAGCUCACAAGAACCACAUCAAAAUGACAACGAGACGUUGAACGAUAGGACAAGUCCAUCCGAGGGAGAUCAGGCCAUUCCCGAUCUCCCAUCUAUUCCCCACUGCGAGGACAGCUGUGGACCGGAUGAUCCGUGGCCGAUGGAGUAUCAUGCUGUACACUCACAACGAUCCCUGGAGCUGCCAGAACUAGGUGCCGAUGGCGAAGAGACUAGCCAAUUCUUCUCGCACUUCUUUUCGAGCUGGGCGUUACAACCCUCCACCGUCGAUGCGUUGACGCACUACAUGCAACUGCCAACUCAACGGAGUCCUUGGCAGGCAGUUUGGCCGCUUAUCCACCAGCCGAGUUUUGAUCCAGACCAAGACCCGACCGUCACGCUGGCUGUCGCCAGCGUUGGUGCCCUCUACAGCCCGUGGUCAGCGGCAAAGGCGUUUUCAAACGCAAUGUCCGAAAUCAAUCGCCGCCUGCUUCUCUUUCUUGCGGAAUACGACUGUCGAUAUACAAGGACAGAAUCCUAUCUCACGGCACAACUGUUGCAGGGACUGCAUGGGUAUUGCAGUGGUAACAAGCGUCUCUUCGAGCUAAGCGAAUCCUUCCGCAACAAUUUAAUUCACCAUGCAAAGUGUAUGGGACUCUUCCGUCAGCGGCCCGACAACGAUCCUGGGGGAACCCUCGGUCGGUCGGCGGAAGAAAGAUGGAGUGAUUGGAUCCAUCAGGAAAGACUGUGCCGUCUAGGCUGGGCAGUAUACAAAUAUGAUGCUUCGGUAGCAUACCUGCACAACAACCGGCCCUUCCUCAGCAUUGGGGAUAUGCACUUGGAUCUGCCCUGUGAAGCGGAUCUAUGGAAAGCAGAAUCCGCUCAUUGCUGGUUAUCAAUGCUACCCCCGUCGCAAAUGGUUCCGAAAUCACCACGACUGCGCCCGCUUAUGCGGACGUUGUUCGACAAGACACCCAAGCCAACCGCCAAGAUCAGGGAAGAGGAGCACCGAUACACCCUAGUCUUGACGCUCGUGCGGAUGAUUUGGACUUGUAAGGAGAUCAAGUCGUCCCCGGUCACCGAUUUAAUUGAGGACGGGCCCACCUACUACGUGCAACCGCUGCUGGAUGCCAUUGACGGCUUCACCCAAUCCGCUCGGAGACUCGCGUCGCGCCUGACAACCACGGAGCUCGCACGAGCCAUGCACACACAGCAGGUCAUCCAUGUCGCGCAUCUCUACGGGGCUGGGGGCCUAAUGACUUGGCUCUACCCGCUUCUUCGAGGCGGAAACGAAGCAACCUUGGCCCUGGCGCAGUUGGACCACUGGGCCACCGAAUCACCGGACGUCGUGAGGGACGCGGCGUAUCACGCUGCCCAGAUCCUCUCCCUUGCAAGGGCAUAUCCCAGCAACUCUCCCAACGAGUCCUUUCUCAUUUUUCAGGCAGGUACCGCGCUCUUCUACCUGGGGAAGCUGCUCGUCGAGCACGACUACGCCGCGGGUGGGCUCGAGACGCCGAGAAUAGUCAGGCUUGAUUAUAUCGAGCGGGAUGAGGAUGACGACGAGUUGGUCAGGACAAAGACCUGGUUGCGAACCGGCCAGGCUCACCAGAUCAGCUUGCAGGGCAUCCCGUCACUGUCUUGCGACGAAGGCCGGCGCAAGGUACUCGACGAGACAGUCGUGCUCUUGAGACGCCGACAUACCUCGGGGAUUUCUGAGAGUUUCGUCAAGGUUGUGCUGAGGUUGCGCGAUACUUUAAGACCCUGA
This is a messenger RNA of Exophiala spinifera, 2400 nucleotides long. RefSeq lists its product as uncharacterized. Gene Ontology annotation, molecular function: DNA binding; zinc ion binding; DNA-binding transcription factor activity, RNA polymerase II-specific. The record is from RefSeq and is a predicted model, not a curated record. Gene Ontology annotation, biological process: regulation of DNA-templated transcription; DNA-templated transcription. The transcript has 6 exons. The coding region runs from base 1 to 2400 and encodes 799 amino acids. NCBI's taxonomy places the organism in Eukaryota, Fungi, Ascomycota, Eurotiomycetes, Chaetothyriales, Herpotrichiellaceae.